AUGGGAGACAUGCUAAAGAUAAUUCGAGAGGUUAUUCCCCCAUUAAAUAAUGCCCUGCAUAAAGGGCAGAUGGGUCGUAUAGGUGUUGUUGGUGGAUCGAAAGAAUAUACAGGCGCGCCUUAUUUCGCUGCAAUUACAGCUCUCUCUUGUGGAGCUGAUUUGGUGCAUGUGAUUUGUGCAGCCUCUGCUGCCCAAGCUAUCAAGUGCUACAGUCCUGAACUCAUAGUGCAUCCAACUUUAGACAAUGAUCUCACGGAGUCAGAAAAGUGGGCCUCUAAAAUGCACUCGCUAGUAAUUGGGCCUGGGCUUGGUGUGUCCGAAAAUAUGCUGAACACAAUAGAGAUAAUGAAGGAAUGUCGCAUUGCACGAAAACCCAUGGUCAUAGAUGCCGACGGUAUAUUUGUCGUUGCUAAGAACAGGGAAUUAGUUUCUGGAUAUAAAAGCGUCAUUCUAACUCCCAACGUUAACGAGUUUUCUCUUCUGUAUAAGACGAUCUUUGGCACAGGACCUUCUGAUGACCCACAGGAAACGUCUAAAUUAGCAGCUGCCUUGGGGAACCUUACUAUCAUCCGAAAAGGACCGAAAGAUAUCAUAUCGGAUGGAGAAAAUCUACUCUUCUGUGAUAUGGAAGGCUCUCCGAGGCGAUGCGGGGGACAGGGAGAUCUCCUCUCUGGUGCCGCUGCAGUCUUCUCUCAUUGGUUAUCGGAAAAACCUCUGGUGUGCUCACCUUCAGGCACAGUGGUCUCUGGUCUUGCCGCCUGUAUGUUGGCGCGGCGAUGUGCUGGACGUGCGUUCUCCAAGUACGGUCGUAGCACGGUGACGACGAAGAUGAUCGAUGAAAUUGCGACGGCGUUCGAUGAGUUGUUUGGGACCUAA
Messenger RNA from Echinococcus granulosus, 876 nucleotides. Its product is annotated as Carbohydrate kinase domain-containing protein. NCBI's taxonomy places the organism in Eukaryota, Metazoa, Platyhelminthes, Cestoda, Cyclophyllidea, Taeniidae. Gene Ontology annotation, biological process: metabolite repair. The record is from RefSeq and is a predicted model, not a curated record. The coding region runs from base 1 to 876 and encodes 291 amino acids. The transcript is spliced from 8 exons. Gene Ontology annotation, molecular function: ATP-dependent NAD(P)H-hydrate dehydratase activity.